Messenger RNA from Penicillium olsonii, 462 nucleotides. The record is from the annotation of a GenBank genome assembly. Lineage: Eukaryota; Fungi; Ascomycota; Eurotiomycetes; Eurotiales; Aspergillaceae.
AUGGCACCUACAAAGCAGGAGCUAUCGCUUCUCAUCAACCCGCUCGUCCCAGAGUCCGUCCAGCACAACAACCGCGUCCUCUCCUCCCUCCACAGUCUGACUUCCUUCCUCCUGGGCCUGUCCGCAGGCAUCCUAGCCCUCCAAUCAACCUACGGCUUCGCCUUCUACUUCCUCGGCACUAUCUUGGUCUCGGGUCUAUUCCAUGCAGUAGUGAUUCAUCGCUCGGGCGGUGCUGGUGCUGGCUCUUUCUUUCCUGGUAGUAAUGGUGGCGAGAUCGAGGGUGUCGUGGAGGUGGAUGAGAAGACACAGGCCGUGCGCAUGCAGCUUGAUGGAAAGGCUGGGCCGAAGAAGAUUCUCCGGAAGGGCGCUUGGAGAGAUCUCUGGUUCGGUGGUGGUGUUAUGAGCGAGGCGCUGAGUGGAUUCGUGCUCGGGUGGGCUGGUGUGGGUGGUGUUUUGAGGUGA